Messenger RNA from Venturia canescens, 2827 nucleotides. It is a transcript of the gene prel, whose product is annotated as preli-like. Gene Ontology annotation, biological process: phospholipid transport. Gene Ontology annotation, molecular function: phosphatidic acid transfer activity. The record is from RefSeq and is a predicted model, not a curated record. NCBI's taxonomy places the organism in Eukaryota, Metazoa, Arthropoda, Insecta, Hymenoptera, Ichneumonidae. The transcript is spliced from 6 exons. Gene Ontology annotation, cellular component: mitochondrial intermembrane space. Bases 1125 to 1868 code for a protein of 247 amino acids.
UGUUUAAUAUUCUCAUUAUGCACGAAAUUCAGAUCUUGUGGAUAUUGUGGGUUAUGUAAUUUUUUAAAAUCCUUCCUCGAAGAAUUUGGGAUAGUGUUAUUGAUCCAAUUGAAUAAAAAUUGUUGAAAUAAAUUUUUUUUUAACUUUUCUCCAUAUUUCUCCAUUUCUCGUUUAUUUUGCACAUUUUUUUAUUUAUUAUUGUAGCGAAGAAUGUAUGUAAACCUCUAGUUCUGUUAUGGAACAAGUAUUUUGUUGAUAAACGUUAUCCCCGCCAUCAUUGUUAAUCGAAAUUGUAAUUAUAUGAUUGGGUUUUAUUAUAUUGCGUAUUUUUCCCAUUAACAGGCAUUUUCAAUUUAUUUAUCUCUUUCAAACUGUAUCGAAUUCCAAUUAUAAUUAUAAAAAUAGUGAAAUAUCAUUUUUUUCUAUACCCUUGAUCCCCGAAUCGAUCAAAUAAAACGUGGUCAUCUCUGAGAUUGAAUAAGCGAAUCAACGUAUAUAAUAAGCGUAUUACCCAAUACGAUCACCUAAUUUGAAUAUACCUGACCUUUGUCACUCCUCAAUUCGACCAACUAUCGUUCUAAAAAUAUUUCGUGUUGAUACGCAAAGAUCGGUUUGAUAAUUGAAAUAUGCCCUUUUUUAUACUCUUUCAUAAUUAUAAAAUCAAAACUGGAGUUUUUUUUUGCAGUAGACUACGUAAGGUAUACGUGAUCAAUGGCACGACCCGCGCGAGCGUACGUUGAAGCGUGUAACAUGAACUUGUUUAUCUUGCUUGUGAACUUGCCCACGUGGGCGCGCGUGCAAAUCUGUUGUAAAGCCUUGUAUGAAUUGAUUUUCAUUUAAUUUUUAAUUCACUUACUGGUAUGUAUUUUUUAUAAUGUUUUAAACGGAGGAAAAAAUGGAAUCAUCUACUCGAUACGCAUAUAAAGUACGAGUUCACACAAAAAAUAGGGUUAGGAAAUCUGGAUUUCCUUGGCCCAACACAAAAAAUAUUCAAUGUCUUUAAAAAUUGAUUUGAGUUUGGCGAAAGAAGUACUUUGAGUAUAACUGAGCUGGUUUCAUCAAAAUUUAAUUGUACAACUUUUCAUCUUUGCUCUUCACUUUACAACAAAGAAUAGAAAGUCAAUAUGGUAAAGUAUUAUGAGAACACAACCGUAUUCCAAUUCAAUUGGAGUCAAGUUGCUCAAGGAUUUUGGCAGCGAUAUCCUAAUCCGCACAGUUCACAUGUUCUUUCGGAGGACACGAUAUCUAGAGAGGUGAGAGAUGGAAAACUGUACUCAAAACGGCUGCUAUUAAAAACUAAUAGAGUACCAAAAUGGGGUGAAAGAUUUAUAAGCAAAAACGUUGUUAAAAUCGUUGAGGAGACUGUAGUUGAUCCCAAAGCUAAGAUGUUGACGUCUUAUACUAGAAAUCUUGGCUACACCAAAGUUAUGAGUGUAAUUGAGAAAGUGGUGUAUCGAGUAUCCGAGGAAAAUUCAGAAUGGACGGUAGCACAUAGAUCGGCAUGGAUUGAUAGUUCAGUGUUUGGUUUUAGCCGAGCGAUACAAGCUUUUGGUCUGGAUAGGUUUAAGAAAAAUUGUGCAAAGAUGACCGGUGGCUUUAACUAUGUAUUAGCUCAUAUGUUUCCUUCGACAGCAGCCUACAUGAAUCCAACAUUAUCACAAAUGGGUUUCUUCGAUCAGAACUCGUCAUUAAGCGGCAAACUCCAAGACGAACUAUCCAUGGUUAAAUUGAGUCAUGCAGCAGAAGAUUUGCAACAUUCGUUGCACGACAAGGCUGAGAAAAUGAAAGACGCAGCUAAGAAAGCGACGGACUUGGCGAAGAAGAAAGCUGGACCUAUGUACGCGGCAUGUCAGCCGAAUCAAUCGUAAAUUGUACUGUAGCGCUGUUUUAAACUCUCCGAAUGAGAGUUGCGCAAUUAAAUGAUCCUACUGAAUGUGAGAAACGAAAGAAGAGACAAAAAAGUAAGUUUAAAUGAACAUUGUUGCGGCGUAAAAUAUAAAUAUUUGAAGAAAAGCAAGUUGCCUGAUUAUCGGUUGAGUGUGGGAAGAAAUCGUGUGCAGAUAUAAUAGGAUCAAGAAAUAUUUAGAUGAAAGAGUUUUGGUCUGAGACUUCUCAAUUGAAUUUAGAUUUUUAUGUAAAAAUCUCAUUUUCGUCAAUAUGUGUAUGUGUGAAAGUAUAAAUUGAUUUUUUCUAGGGAACAUAUUUACAUAUACUGCAUUAUGACAUUCAAUAUUUUGCAAUCUAUUUAAAAAGAGAUUAAAUAGGGAUCUCUUCAAAUAGCAUUCCUUCCAACUGCCACACUUACUUUCCGUCAAUCAAACAAAGUCGAAAAAUUUAGACGAGCAUGGUUUUUGCUUUUCCUCUCGUGAAGUGAAUAAUUUCAUUCAAUUCAUCCUGAGUAGUCGAAUUCGAGGAUAGCAAAUUUCGAGUUAUUAUCGUAUUUUUUUCUCAAAUUUUGCUUUCGUUGGAGAAUUCAAGCGCUAAUUGUAUAUUGUUCAAGAUGCAUAACUCUAAUGAAGUUGAUUUUACACAUGCCCACGCGUGCACAUACACACAACCUUAUAUGCACGCGCGUGCGGAACUCUGUAGAUCAUCAUUGAAAAAAAUAGUACACGAGUUCUUAAUGGAUAUAGUUCCAUGUUGUAUUUAAAGCCUGAUUCUGCAAUUCAAAUUUGAAUCGGUAAACCAGGUUGAAGUAACACUACCCGUGAAGUUGAUGCCUGGUUUUAAUCUCGAAAUGUGAAACCAGCUUUUAUUAGUCAUAGAAAUAUGAUAACUUUAUGAACUGUAAAAAUCUUUAGAUAAUAAAUGACUGUUAAAAAGUCAA